UAAUUGGAUGUAAAAUACUUUUUUUUUUCUAGAGAUCUGAGCUUGGGACAUGGAGAUGGUAGAAGAACAAGCUCUCACCAUUUCUUCUUCUCUCUAAAAUCACUUCACACCAGAUUCUUUUUUAUUUUCCUAUCCCAGAUUUUCUCGGGAAAAAAUAAGUAUUUCCUUUCUCUUUCUCCUCACUUGCUCAAUAACACUCUCUUUAUUUUUCUCUAGAUCUACCUGAUUUGUUAAAACCAUCGAAAAGUCUCCGGCAAGAUGUGUUCGCUUGUGUUCUAUUGAGCUUCGAGAAAAAUCAAAGAAUCCGAUUCCACAGAUGGAACUAUGUGCUGUGGAUCAGACCAAUUAAACCAGAUCUCGUCGUCAGAAGAUUCCACCACCAACAUAGAGAUGAACCACUUGACAGUCGAAACAGAGGACACUUUCGCUAGCCUCCUCGAGCUAGCCGCUAACAACGACGUAGAAGGCGUGAGGCUAUCCAUCGACAGAGACCCUUCCUGCGUAGACGAGCCUGGUCUCUGGUACGGUCGCCAAAAAGGCUCCAAAGCCAUGGUCAACGAUCACAGAACCCCCUUGAUGGUCGCCGCUACUUACGGAAGCAUCGACGUGAUCAAGCUGAUCCUCUCUUUAACCGACGUGAACCGAGCCUGCGGGAGCGAUCAGACCACCGCCUUACACUGCGCCGCCUCCGGAGGGGCCGUGAACGCUGUUCAGGUCGUUAAGCUGCUUCUCGCGGCUGGAGCUGAUUUGAAUCUGAUGGAUGCUGAUGGUCAGAGGGCUGGCGAUGUUAUCGUUGUCCCUCCGAAGCUUGAAGGUGUGAAGCUUAUGCUUCAGGAGCUUCUCUCCGCGGCUACCGCGGAGAGGAACUUGAGGGUUGUGACGAAUGUUAGGACCAGCAGGUCUAAUUCUCCUAAUGAAGAGGAGUAUGGUGAUGGCGAUGGCGAGUCUCCGUUUAAGAUGAAAUCGUCUACGGAGUUCAAGAAAGAGUAUCCCGUCGAUCCGUCGUUGCCGGAUAUCAAGAACAGUAUCUACUCAACGGACGAGUUUAGGAUGUAUUCGUUUAAAGUAAGGCCAUGCUCGCGCGCGUACUCGCACGACUGGACGGAGUGUCCCUUCGUCCACCCGGGCGAGAACGCGCGGAGGAGGGACCCGAGGAAGUUUCAUUACAGCUGCGUUCCCUGUCCGGAUUUUCGGAAGGGAGCUUGUAGAAGAGGGGACAUGUGCGAGUUCGCGCACGGCGUGUUCGAGUGCUGGCUUCACCCGGCUCAGUACCGCACGCGUCUCUGCAAAGAUGGAACGGGAUGCGCUCGCCGGGUUUGUUUCUUCGCCCAUAUACCCGAGGAGCUUCGACCGCUGUACGAGUCGACCGGUUCGGCCGUUCUUUCGCCUCGGUCUAACGCUGAUUUCGCCGCUGCGUUGAGUCUUUUACCGCCCGGCUCUCCGUCUGGAGUCUCUGUCAUGUCUCCGCUCUCGCCGUCCUCCGGGGGUAACGGGAUGUCGUCGAUGGCGUGGCCGCAGCCGAACGUUCCUGCUCUGCAGUUGCCUGGGAGCAAUCUACGGUCGAGCAGGCUGAGAUCUUCUUUCAAUGCGAGAGAUGAGAUGAAUAUGUUGGCGGAGUACGAGCAGCAGCAGCUUCUUAAUGAGUUCAACAGCUCGUUGAGUAGGUCUGGUCGGAUGAAAUCGCUGCCUCCUUCGAAUCUUGAAGAUCUUUUCUCUGCGGAAAGCUCUUCUUCUCCGAGGUUUAAUGAUUCGGCUUUGGCAUCUGCUGUUUUCUCUCCUACGCAUAAGUCAGCUGUGUUUAAUCAAUUCCAGCAACAGCAGCAGCAGAGUAUGUUGUCUCCUAUCAACACAAGCUACUCUUCGCCAAAGAGUGUGGAUCACUCUUUGUUUUCAGGGGGAGGAAGGAUGUCUCCUCGGAAUGUGGUUGAGCCAAUCUCGCCGAUGAGUUCUCGCGUCUCUAUGCUUGCUCAAUGCGUGAAGCAGCAGCAGCAGCAGCAACAGCAGCAGAAUCAGUUCCGUAGCCUUAGAUCCAGGGAGCAGCUUAGAACAAGCUCAAGCCCUGUUGUUGGUUCGCCGGUUAACAACAAUAAUAACAACAACGCGUGGUCAUCUCAAUGGGGUUCAUCAAAUGGUAAACCGGAUUGGGGGAUGAGCUCAGAGGCGGCAGCGCUUGGGAAGUUGUCGUUUGAUGGUGGUGUUGAGCCUGAUGUUUCAUGGGUUCAGUCACUGGUGAAGGAGAAUCCAAACGAGGCCAAAGAGAAAGCAGCUGCUACAUCUUCUAACACUGGCCAAAACACAAUGCAGCAGCCAACAACAACAACAACGUCUGAAAUGGUAAUGGAUCAUGCUGGCCUUGAAGCUUGGAUUGAGCAAAUGCAGCUCGAUCAGUUCGUAGCUCAGCAGAAUUGAGAGGUGGUAGAAGUGGUAACAAGAUUAA
Messenger RNA from Brassica oleracea var. oleracea, 2437 nucleotides. RefSeq names its product zinc finger CCCH domain-containing protein 30. NCBI's taxonomy places the organism in Eukaryota, Viridiplantae, Streptophyta, Magnoliopsida, Brassicales, Brassicaceae. The transcript has 3 exons. The record is from RefSeq and is a predicted model, not a curated record. Gene Ontology annotation, molecular function: metal ion binding; protein binding. Bases 325 to 2409 code for a protein of 694 amino acids.